UGGCUGGACUGUCAUAAUAUCUUGACAGAAAUAACAUUUUGUACAUGGUUGUUUGCUGCACAGGCUCCCCCGGAACCACUGGCACCAGCGGCAGCUCUUCCAUCCAGCUCUCCCAGAUUUGCACACCAUGAUACAAACGCCAUGUGCUGUCACUGACAGCUGCUCCUAAGUGUGCUGCCUCUCUCCUCCGCUCCACUCACCUCUCUCUCAUCCAGGCUCUGCCACCACAACUGAAAACAAUUCCCCGCUGACGAUGCCUGCGUUUCAUUGGCUGCUGAGCCACAGGAGUGGAUGCGAGCGAAGCAAGACUGUGAGAAGAUGCAGCGACUCCGCCACAUCCUACCAGACUGAGAUGAGGGAGGAAAGGAAAGACACCCAUAUGCUGGACACAGAUUCUGGACAACUUUGUUUGAUAGUGAAAUGACUUUCCUACAUCAACCUUGUUUACGGAUCCUCAUUGAUCCGCUGCCCCACAGAGACUGAGCAGCUGACAGGGAUCCCCUCUUGUGUGUACUUAGAUCCUUUGUCUGCCAAGUCUUCAGGAUCCCUGCUGUGAACAGCCGUGGAUUGUAACCCUUGCCGCGUCUCCUCUGGAAUGUUGUGAGCUUCACACUCCUGUGGGCAACGUCCCACCUGGGUCAAGAUGCCAGUGAUGAAGGGGCUUCUGGCCCCCCAGAACACCUUCCUGGACACCAUCGCUACCCGCUUUGAUGGCACUCACAGCAACUUUCUGCUGGGUAAUGCCCAGGGUCACCGUGGCUACCCCAUCGUCUACUGCUCCGAUGGCUUCUGCGAGCUGACAGGCUACACCAGAACCGAGGUGAUGCAGAAGAACUGCAGCUGCCAAUUCCUGUACGGCCGCGACACCAGUGAGCAUGUGGCACAGCAGAUGGAGAAAGCCCUUCAGGGCCGUGAGGAGUACCAGGCUGAGGUCCACUUCUACAAGAAGAAUGGGAUACCUUUCUGGUGUUUAUUGGACAUUGUGCCGAUAAAGAAUGAGAAGGGUGAGAUGGUUCUGUUCCUCUUCUCAUUUAAGGACACCACUGACACUCAUGGAAUCGUCCAUCACAGCAACAAGAAGGAAGUUGUAGAGGACAAAACACACAAGAGGAAAAGCAAUUCUCACUUGAACGAGGCCAGGAAGCGAGGACGCACGAUGCUGUACCAACUCACCAAUCAGUUCUCAGGCGGAGGCAAAGGCGAAGUGAACCUGGGCACUGGCAUUAUUGAUAAACCUUCGAUACCGGAGUACAAGGUUGCAGCGGUGCAGAAGUCUCGCUUCAUUUUGCUCCACUACAGUGUCUCCAAAGCGCUGUGGGACUGGCUUAUCCUAUUGGCCACCUUCUACGUGGCUGUGACUGUACCCUACAAUGUCAGCUUCACACCGUACGAUGACACGGUCACUGCUGGCCGCUCUACCAUCGUCAGUGACAUAGCCGUGGAGAUGCUCUUCAUCUUGGAUAUCGUCUUAAAUUUUCGCACGACAUAUGUCAGCCAUUCGGGCCAGGUGGUGUAUGAAUCACGUUCCAUUUGUAUUCACUAUGCCACCACGUGGUUCUUUGUGGACCUGGUUGCUGCCCUUCCCUUUGACCUUCUGUAUGCCUUCAACAUCACAGUGACCUCCCUGGUCCAUCUGCUGAAGACAGUACGUCUGCUAAGGCUCCUCCGCCUGCUUCAGAAACUGGACCGUUACUCUCAGUACAGUGCCAUGGUACUCACACUACUGAUGUCUGUGUUCGCACUGCUGGCUCACUGGAUGGCCUGCAUCUGGUACAUGAUCGGACGCAAGGAGAUCGAGACCAAUGACACCUGGGACAUCGGUUGGCUUCACGAACUUGGCAAGCGUCUGGAGAUGCCGUACAUCAACAGCACUGUGGGCGGCCCAACAGUGCGGAGCUCCUACAUCGCUGCCCUCUACUUCACCCUCAGCAGUCUGACCAGCGUGGGCUUCGGCAACGUCUGUGCCAACACUGAUGCUGAGAAGAUCUUCUCCAUCUGCACUAUGCUUAUUGGAGCGCUGAUGCACGCUGUCGUGUUCGGAAACGUGACAGCAAUCAUCCAGAGGAUGUACUCCAGGCGCUCCCUGUACCACACGCGUAUGAAGGACCUGAAGGACUUCAUCCGUGUCCAUCGACUGCCGCAGCAGAUCAAGCAACGUAUGCUGGAGUACUUUCAGACCACUUGGUCCGUCAACAACGGCAUCGAUGCAAAUGAGCUCCUGCACGACUUUCCUGAUGAGCUGCGAGCUGACAUUGCCAUGCAUCUGAACAAGGACAUUCUCCAGCUGCCUGUCUUCAAAGGAGCCAGUCGCGGCUGCCUGCGCUCUCUCUCGCUCCAUAUCAAGACCUCCUUCUGCGUCCCAGGAGAGUACCUGAUCCGUCAGGGUGACGCCCUGCACGCCAACUACUUUGUCUGCUCCGGGUCUUUAGAGGUGCUGAAGGAUGGCAUGGUUCUGGCUAUAUUAGGUAAAGGAGAUCUGAUUGGAUCGGAUCUACCUGGGACCGAUCAUGUGAUUAAGACCAACGCAGAUGUGAAGGCUUUGACCUACUGUGACCUCCAGUACAUCAGUGUGCGUGGCCUGAAGGAUGUCCUAGAGCUCUACCCUGAGUAUGGCAGCGUGUUCUCCUCCGACAUUCACAACAACCUGACGUACAACCUGAGGGAAGGCAGCCAGGAUGAGGGCCACAACAGGUUCUCAAGGUCACCCAGGAUUUCUCACGAGCCCAGACUGGAUUCUUUAAUAGAACAGAACAAAGCUGACGAUCUAAGUGAUGCCUUCCAUCUUUCUCCUUCAACACGUUCACGCCGAAACCUUCUGCUGCCCAACUUCAGUAGCCCUGUCCGCCGCACAUCCUUGGGAAACCUGCUUGGGGAUGAGCUGCGCCAGUUCAAUGCCCUUCGCCAUUGCCGCUCCCCAAAAGUCAGUCGCACUUUAAUGGGACCAAGCUCGUCUCCGCAGCCUUCAGCAAAACAAGAGCACGUCAGCUGUGUAGCUACCUCUGCUGCUGCUACAACAUCCUCCAGAGGUGAAACUGGAGAUGAGCAGAAGCCUUCCAACCUACUCAUUCCAACUGUCACAUGUUUUGGACCGUCUGACCUCAGUCCAAGGAUUGUGGACGGUAUCGAAGACAAUGGCCACACGUUUCAGUUCAACACGGAUCACAGCCAACCCAAAGUCAAAGCAGGUGGCGGGAGUCAAGAUCCAAUACAGGUGAACACAACACUGCUACAAGAGACUGAGGAGAUCAGGCAGAGCAUCAGUCAGCUGCACAACAAGAUGGCUGCAAUAAACCAGGAAGUAUCAGAGCUCACCAGGGUCCUCCACCACAUGAUGCAUCUUCUUCAGGCUCAUGUAUCGGUUCAUCAGUACCCGUACCCUUACAGCAUCCAGAUUCUACCCACUGAUUGUGCCUCAGCUUCCAAAUCAGCAGUGGUGACCACAAAGUCUAAUGUGUACCUCCAAAACACUCCAAAAGGGCAGGCUCCUCCCUGGAGUUACAAAGGUCCAGAUGAUGCACAAACAGAGAUCCACCACCCACUCCAGUCCUCCACUCUUCCACCUGUUAACUCCUACUUGCCUCUUUCUCCUGACUCUGACCUUGGCACCGGCCAGUGGGGUCAAACUCUUCCUCUCAGUAACAGCUCACCUUUCCAGACUGGAAGUCCCGGACUGGUUUCACACGUUCAUCAUGAAGACAUUUCUACGGAAGGUCUGGCUGUGAACUCGGACACUACGACCAUGGUUCACGCCUCGUUCUGCAUGCAGCCACCCAGUGACACGUCUUGCCUUUUGAGCUGCACCAGCACGACAUGCACUCCUCCAGACAUAACAGUGGAAACCGCAUCCAACUCCUAUUCUCAACUCAGCCUGCCACCUGAAUCUCAUCUGGACUCAACACAAGCUUCACUGGAGGGCAUUUGCGUUCUCAUGUCCAACCCUCACACGAUAACCCAGGACACUAACUUCCAACCAGAACCCUCCAUUUUUCCAUCACAAAUACUGGGGGUCCCCUUCGCCAAUGUUCCUCGGGGCACACCACUUCUCCACAUUCCACUCACAGGCUCAUCUCCCACAGAACACACAAGUUUGGAAUGCCUCCUGGGGAACAGAGGCUCUUUAGAGAGCAGGGAGAGUGACUGUGCACCAUCUCGGAGCUCUCAUAUCGGUGUUCGGACUCAGCGCACUGAGCAGUCGUGGUGUGACUGAGUCAGCCCGUGUGAGCCUUCACCGGACUCAGCUGGAGAUUGGUGUGUGCAUAUCCUACUGUCACCCUUUUAUGUUUCAAAAACUUUCUGAGUUUCUUUUGGUCUGGACCUUAUUUUGCAAUUUUUGGAAUCACCCUGGUCUCACAAUAGUUUGGGUACAAUUUCUCAUUGAAAUACUGUGGCUGGGGUGUCAACAGUAUUCAUUUUAGUUUGCAGCAAUGUAAGUUGUGCCAAACUCUUUUCUGAACCCGUCCUGGUCCACAACUAAUAAACUACUUGAACUGUUAUGAUGUAAGUUACUGUAAAGUGACUAUCCGCAGUACACAAUAUACCAACAAUAUUUCGUCGGAGAACUCAAUAACCAGCAACAAGCGAGAUAGGCACUCAUAUAUGAGAAUUGGUCUAUUAUUAUUAUUAUUCCCAUUUUUAUGAUCUCGAAGUAAAAAUCAGAUAAUUGAUUUAUCCCUUGACCAACAGUAGUGAAUACAUUCUUGAUGUAACGCAGCAAAAAUGAUUACAAUAGCAUGAUUCUUUGCACAAUACAAAGAAUUGCACUGCAUUAAGUCCGAUGAUACAGAUGGCAUUUGUUUAAAUAUUGUGUCACGAAUGUCUUUUUUUGAUUUGGUGUUUUCUUGACUUCAUCAACAUCAUUGUCAAUGUAGUUCAAAUUUUUUUAUUCAACUUUUCAUAGACUCUUGACAUCAGUCAGAGAUUGAUCUUCUUCAUGGUGGCCACAAACUGAGAUCUUUUCUUUGCAACCCCCACUAUACACUUCACUGUCCAGCAAUGCCCAAUAAAGUAUAUAAAUUGUGACCUUUUGCCUUGUGGUCCCCUUAUGCAUUUCCUGUCACCUCCAAAGAAUAUUUGAAUUUAACUGGAACUUAUGA
Messenger RNA from Synchiropus splendidus (mandarinfish), 5093 nucleotides. Its product is annotated as potassium voltage-gated channel subfamily H member 4-like. The record is from RefSeq and is a predicted model, not a curated record. Gene Ontology annotation, biological process: potassium ion transmembrane transport; regulation of membrane potential. NCBI's taxonomy places the organism in Eukaryota, Metazoa, Chordata, Actinopteri, Syngnathiformes, Callionymidae. Gene Ontology annotation, cellular component: membrane. The coding region runs from base 644 to 4207 and encodes 1187 amino acids. The transcript has 16 exons. Gene Ontology annotation, molecular function: voltage-gated potassium channel activity.